UCAAUAGAAGAAGGAUCCCGCUCACAAUGAAAGGACUAAUAUUGUGUGUUUUGGCCAUUGUGAUGCUCACACCUGCUCGAGGUGAGGAGAAGGAGCAACCAGAGCAGCUCAUGGAGUCGAUGGGAUUUGAGGAAGAGGAGAUUCUAGAGUGUUUCCGUUGUGACCUGGGAUUCUGGGAUGCCUGCUACACAACCGAAACCAACUGCAGUGCAGGGGAGCACUGCUACACGGGCCGAGGGAAGGCAGCUGAUACUCUGGAUGUUAAGACUCUGGGUUGUGUGAAAGCAGACGAGUGCGGAGUGGAGACCACAGUGGCGCUCUUCUCUAACAGCACCAUCUUUGUCAUGACCAAACACUGCUGCGACACCCCCUUCUGCAACUCGGCACACAGACUUUCAAUCGCCACACUUCUGUGUCUCACUGUGGCUGUGCUAACUACCUGGCACCUCACUGAAGCCUCAACGGGCUCACGAUGAACAACCUGCAUUUAUUUAUUUAUGUUGUCAGAACAAAAAGAGAAAGACUGUGAAGUGAUGCUGAAAGGACUUCAACCAUAUGGUGGGGAAAAAAAUCACCAGCUUUGUGGAAUUUUUGUACUGUGCAGCAGACUACUGAAUUAGGAAACACUAAUUAGAUAAUUAUGGGAUAAACAUAUUUAGAAAGAAUUUAAUUCAGCCAAGGAGCAAAUCUGUUUGUACCAUAUUGAACAGAACUGACACUUUUGCUAAACAUAAACGUCUGGAACACAUGCAGUACAAUAAAUAAACCAGCUGAAAACAUCCGAUAGUGAACGAGUGAACUGACCACAGAU
Molecule: messenger RNA, 811 nt
Organism: Epinephelus moara (kelp grouper)
Lineage: Eukaryota; Metazoa; Chordata; Actinopteri; Perciformes; Serranidae
Product: sperm acrosome membrane-associated protein 4-like
Exons: 3
Coding region: 27-476 (149 amino acids)
Source: RefSeq, a predicted model, not a curated record